Dimorphilus gyrociliatus is the source of this 775-nucleotide messenger RNA. The record is from the annotation of a GenBank genome assembly. Lineage: Eukaryota; Metazoa; Annelida; Polychaeta; Dinophilidae.
AAUGCAUAAAUUUGCUAGCAAGAGCAGUACACUGUGUAUAUCCCAAAUCAAUGCAAAUGAUCCUUGUAGAUGGGUUACUGAACCUGCAGAGAGCCUCACUACUGAAAAUCCAUGUUCUGGAGUAAGUCCUCGUACAUUUGGAGAUCCUCACUUUGAGCAAAAAGUAUUUGAUAGUGUAACUGGAGAAAGUUUAGACAUUUGCUAUGAUGUGACUGGCUCAAGUGGACAAAUAAUUAAUGUACUAGAUGACAAAUACUCCAGAACAAAGGUUGAAGGAAUCCUUAAAGAUGACUACUAUUUUCACAAGGCUAUAAUUACUCAUCAAGGAAAAAGGUUUGUUGUUGAUGUUGAUUACAUAACUCUACCUGAACAAGAAACAUAUAAGUGGGAACCUACAACAAAAGCUGUUUACAAAUCGUUGUUUUUUUCAAUCUCAAGGAAUGAAGUAGUAAUUGACACUUCACUUGGAAUAUAUAGUAUUAGAAUUAUUAUUCAGAAGGCAAACAAAUCUUUAACAGGAACUUAUCUGAACAUAAAUUUUAGGGGUUUGAGAUCUGACCUGAAGAGAUAUGGUGGAAUUAUUGGAACAGCCAACAGAAAGAAUAUCAUAUUAUUGGAUUUCGUUCAGAGGAAUGAGAAAACUACAUUCAAAAUUGACAACAAAAUUGUAACAGCUAGACUUUCAAACAGAUUCUCACACAGCUGUUAUCUUUUUAAUUUGGAAGAUAUUUUCACACAAAAUGAACUUUAUAAUUUAAUGUAUUUUAGAAACUAA